AUGAGGGCUAUCGUAACAGAUAAGAGAGAUCGAGAAAGAAAAAAUGAGGGUGAAGGGGAUGACGGCGUUUUGAAAGAGAGAAUGAUAGGUCGAACCGGGUCGGGUCGGGUCUGUACUGGACUGGGCUGGUUCGGGUCGGGUCUGGUCGGUCUGGGCCGGACUGGGCUUACUGGGCCGGGACAGCUCGGGUCUGGCACUGGGUCGCGGGCGCUAGACCUCGGGUGCACGCGCGUGGGUCUCCUAUGCCUGGGAGGACUAGGCGCGCGGAUAGCUUGCAUCCCAGAUAAGGUCCAUGUCCAAAGAAGGCAUUCUGCUCAACUGUACAGCUUCAUCACUUUUCUUCAUCUCAUCAAUAAUAUUUCUCGACUCCAACUCCAACGCCGGCCCUUCCACACCAUUAUUCAUCUUAUUAUCCACGAACUUUUUCGAGAUCUUGGCCGCGAUACUACUAUUAGUCCUCGACCUUGCCUUGAUUUGGUGCUUGAGGUGAGGAAAAUUGAGCUGCGCAUAAUCGCCUCUCAAAAUAUAAGCUGCCGUGUCGUAUGCAAAAGCGGCUUCGUUCGCCGUGUCGAAAGUCCCCAACCAAACCCUCGUCCGCUUUCGAGGCAGCCGUAUUUCGGCCACCCAUUUCCCCCACUGCCUUUGUCUCACUCCUCUGUACAGCUUCUUAUUAUUCCCUUGAGGUUCAGUUUCUGGACUACUCUUCAAUCCGUAGCUAAUUAUGUUUGUCAACUCAUUAAUUGGUUUGAUAGGGUGUUUGGAUUCGACUUGAUUGGAGAUGGAGAAGGACGGGUUUUCAAAACAGAUGAAGAAGUUGGGAGAAAAGUGUUUGCGUUUGAGGUGCCAGAAUUGAUGGUGAAGCCGGAUGGAAGCAAAGAGUGUGGCUGA
This is a messenger RNA of Striga asiatica, 888 nucleotides long. Lineage: Eukaryota; Viridiplantae; Streptophyta; Magnoliopsida; Lamiales; Orobanchaceae. The record is from the annotation of a GenBank genome assembly.